This is a messenger RNA of Ceratotherium simum simum (southern white rhinoceros), 2745 nucleotides long. The record is from RefSeq and is a predicted model, not a curated record. NCBI's taxonomy places the organism in Eukaryota, Metazoa, Chordata, Mammalia, Perissodactyla, Rhinocerotidae.
GGAACCGGAAGUGCGUCAGCAGCGCGCGGCUGUUUGGAUGUAGGAGCGGAGACCUGAAACACAGGCUUGGCUCGGAGGAGAUGGAUCGGUACCUGCUCCUCGUGAUCUGGGGGGAAGGAAGAGUCCCGUCGGCAGCGGGUGGGGAGGCGGAGCGUAGGCUGGGGGCGUCAUCCGUUGAGGGUACCGAGAAGCAGCCGGACAUAACAGCAGCAAAUGUUUAUCACCUCCUGAAAAGAAGCAUUAGUGACUCAAUUAAUCUAGAAGAUAGUACUUUCCCUGCUUGUUCGGUUGGCGGUAUACCUGGUUCCAAGAAGUGGUUCUUUGCAGUGCAGGCAAUAUAUGGAUUUUAUCAGUUUUGUAGUUCUGACUGGGAAGAGAUACAUUUUGGUGCAGAAAAAGAUGAAAUUGAAGAUGUUCUUCAAACAAAUAUCGAAGAAUGUUUGAGUGCUGUUGAGUGUUUUGAGGAAGAAGAUAGUAAUAGCAGGGAAUCAUUAUCCUUGGCUGAUCUGUAUGAAGAAUCUGCGGAAAAUUUGCAUCAGUUAUCAGAUAAACUUCCUGCUCCUGGUAGAGCAAUGAUAGAUAUAAUACUGUUGCCGUCUGACAAAGAUCCUCCUAAAUUAAAAGACUGUUUACAUACUGUAGGAGCAUUAAAACAUUUAAAGGAAUGGUAUUCAGCAAAAAUCACUAUAGCAGGAAAUCAUUGUGAAAUAAAUUGUCAGAAAAUUGCUGAAUACCUUUCUGCUAAUGUUGUAUCUUUAGAAGAUCUCAGAAACGCUAUUGACUCAAAGGAAUUAUGGAGGGGAAAGAUUCAGAUAUGGGAAAGAAAGUUUGGAUUUGAAAUUAGUUUUCCUGAAUUUUGCUUAAAGGGAGUCACACCUAAUAAUUUUAGUACAUCUAAUUUAAAUACUUGCUUUCUUGCCAAAAAGAUAAUAUCAUCAAAGGAUAAGAAUAUUUUGCCAAAGGUUUUCCAUUAUUAUAGCCCUGCUUUAGAAUUUGUGCAGAUGAUAAAAUUAUCAGAUCUACCCUCCUGCUAUAUGUCGGACAUUGAAUUUGAGUUGAGCUUGACAAAAAAUAAUACCAAACAGAAUUCCAUGUUGCUGUUGGAGCAGAUUUCUUCUCUGUGUGGCAAGGUUGGUGCUCUUUUUGUAUUGCCAUGUACUGUUAGUAACAUACUUAUUCCACCUCCCAACCAACUCAGUUCAAGAAAAUGGAAGGAAUAUAUAGCUAAAAAACCUAAGACAAUCAGUGUUCCAGAUGUUGAAGUGAAAGGAGAGUGUUCUAGCUAUUAUCUCUUGUUACGAGGUAAUGGCGAUAGAAAAUGUAAAGCCACCCUGAUUCACUCAGCCAACCAGAUCAAUGGCUCAUUUGCACUCAAUUUAAUUCAUGGAAAGAUGAAAUCAAGGACAGAAGAAGUCAAAUUGAGCUUUCCUUUUGACUUCUUGUCACUUCCACGUUUUUCUGGGGAGCAACUUAUACAGAGAGAGAAACAGUUAGCUAAUGUUCAAGCUUUGGCUUUAAAAGAAUGUCUGAAAAGGAAAAAGUUGGCAAAGCAGCCUGAAGUAGUUUCUGUUGAUGAACUCAAAGGUUUAUUACUACUUGCAAGGGAACGCUUUUUAGAUCAUUUUGAUGCUAUUACUACUAAACCGGUUGUAAUAAAGACAGACAAAAUUAAAACCUCGAAUGUGUUAAAUGACACCAGUCCAGUAGAAGCUAUUUCUUCAAGUCUACUGGAAACCAAUCCUCUGGAAUGGCCAGAAAGGCAUGUCCUUCAAAAUUUGGAAACUUUUGAAAAAGCCAAACAAAAAAUGAGAACUAGUUCAUUACCUCCUUCAUCUGAACAGUUGCUGGGCCAUAAAGACGGUCCACGGGAUUCCAUCACAUUAUUGGAUGCUAAAGAAUUGCUGAAAUUCUUUACCUCAGAUGGAUUACCAGUUGGAGAUCUUCAACCUUUACAGAUUCAAAAGGGGGAAAAGACUUUUGUUCUGACACCAGAACUUAGUCCUCGGAAACUUCGGGUUUUACCUUUUGAAAAAGCCUCAGUAUGUCAUUAUCAUGGAAUUGAAUAUUGCUUAGAUGACCGAAAAGCACUGGAAAGAGAUGGAGGAUUUUCUGAACUUCAGUCUCGUCUUAUUCGUUAUGAAACUCAAACUACCUGUACCAGAGAAAGUUUUCCAGUACCGACUGUGUUGAGCCCUCUUCCAUCGCCUGCAGUUUUAUCAGAGCCUGGAAGUGUCCCUGACGGAGAAGCUUUACAAAGUGAACUCCAGACCAAAGCAUCCCGGCUGAAAAGGAGAUCAAAAGAUCUGACUUGCCUUUAUCCCAAAAAAAGACUUGUGAAAUCGGAAAGUUCAGAUUCUCUUCUUUCUCAGACAAGUGGCAUUUCUAAUCAUCACCAUCAUGCAGUGACAUCCAGAAAGACACGGGCAGAGAGAUCAUUAUCUAUGACCUGUCCAUCUGUUCCAGUUCUUGGCUGUGAAACUUCAAAAAUCACCACAAAGGCCAGUUCAGGUCAAAAAAGUACGCAUGAAUCAAAAACGUUAAGACAAACUAAGGAAUCAAGAUCACAGAAACACACACGGAUAUUGAAAGAAGUAGUUACUGAAACCCUGAAGAAACACAGCAUUACUGAGGCUCAUGAAUGUUUCACUGCCUGCAGCCAGCGUCUCUUUGAGAUCUCGAAGUUCUAUCUAAAGGUACAGUGUCUUCUCUACUAAUGGCAAAGUUAAGGUCACAUUCUAAUGUUCC